AUGGGCCCGCCACGAACCCGCGCGCAGCGCCUCGCCGCGCAGCAGGCCGCCCGCAGCCGCUUCCACGAGGGCUCCAUGAACGACCGCGUGUCGGCCGCCCCGCCCGUCGCGUUCCUCUUCGGGCCCGGCGAGCGCGAGGCCCUCGAACAGCCUGUGUUUGGCUUCGGCGUCGUCGGCGCCAGCAGCGGUCAAGCCGUCGAUGAGCAGCAGAGGCGUCUGGGCGGCGACGAUGACGAGAGGCGGAACGGGGGGUUCCAGCACCAGCAGCAGCAGACGCUAUCGCAACAACAACAAUCACAACCGCCGCAACUGCAACAACAACCACCGCCGCCGCCGCAGGACGGCCGACGCAAGGCCCUCCUCGGCCAGAUGUGGGAAGGCCUCCGCGGCAGGCUCAGGCUGAGGAGGGACCCCGCCGCGGAGAACAACGACGCCGCCACAACGGGCCGGAAGAGGCGCGCAGAGAGCAGAGAUGACACCGGCAGCAGCAGCAAUAACAACGCGCAGGCAACGAUGCCGCCGCCCUCGACCGCAGAGAUUCCCGGCCUCGGCCUCGGCGACCGCCCCACGCGCGAAGAGGUCUACGCCAACUACCACCAGCUCGUCGCGAGCGGCUUCUUCUCCAGCCACGCCAUACACUCGACGCGCCAGCCGGGGCCCUCACAACGCCCGGCGACGUCGCAUGAUGCCCGCUCGCCGAACCAUGUGCGCCACGACCCGCCGCAGUGGCCGCUUGCCGUGCCGCCGGCCCCGGGGAUGACGACGGCGUCGACGGCCAUGCUGAUGACGCCGCCGCGCGGGCCGUCGCCCAUAUGCUCGCCCGCCAGCGCCGCCUCGUCGCGCGGGACCAAGCGCGCCGCCGAGGACGACGAUGACGACGUCGAGGAUCACGUUGCCGACACGGCCAUGCGCGGCGACGGACAACCCCCCGCCGCUGCCGCAGCGAUGGACUACGCCGGCGAGGACGCGUCGACCCUCGCGCACAGGUUCCUGCCCAAGCGCCUCCGCAAGUCGGCCAGCAGGGACAUCUCCCUCCCGAAGCUGCGCGCCGUGGCCACGCGCAGGGGCCUCGCCGGCGGGCGCCGCAGCAUCUCCAUGGUCGCUGAGGUGGGCAGCGGCCGCGCCGCCGCACCAGAGCAGCAGCACCAAAACCACCACCACGCCGGCGCCAACACCAAGCACAGCAGCAGCGGCGGCAACAAGCUCGCCAAGCGCGUCCCCGGGAGCUCCUUUCCCAACACCAGCAUCCUCCCCACCGACCCCUCCUCCUCCUCCCUCGCCCGCGCCUCGCUCGACGUCGUCCAGCAGCAACCCCCGGCGCCCCGACGGCAGCAGCAGACGCAGUCCCUCCGCGGUAGGCACGCGGGCGACGACGCCGCCGUCAUCAUGCCGGGCGCCUUCUUCGCCGGCGGCAGCAGCAACAGCAGCAGCAGCACGGCCAAGAGGCAGACGAGCUCCCGCAGCCUGCGCUCCAAAGCCGCCGCCAUGUCGUCGUUGUCUUCCGCAGCCGCGCACGCCAUCCCCGCCGCCGAAUCGGGUCCCCUGAGCGUCGUGCCCGACGCAAACAGGGGCAUCCCCGACGUCCCCGCCAUCCCCGCCAAGUUCACCUACGGCGAGGACAGGGAGAAUGGCGUGCCGUGGCGCGGUCUGCGGCGGUAG
Molecule: messenger RNA, 1659 nt
Organism: Purpureocillium lilacinum
Lineage: Eukaryota; Fungi; Ascomycota; Sordariomycetes; Hypocreales; Ophiocordycipitaceae
Source: RefSeq, a predicted model, not a curated record